This is a messenger RNA of Orbicella faveolata, 348 nucleotides long. RefSeq names its product large ribosomal subunit protein uL4B-like. Gene Ontology annotation, molecular function: structural constituent of ribosome. Gene Ontology annotation, cellular component: ribosome. The record is from RefSeq and is a predicted model, not a curated record. NCBI's taxonomy places the organism in Eukaryota, Metazoa, Cnidaria, Anthozoa, Scleractinia, Merulinidae. Gene Ontology annotation, biological process: translation.
ACAUUAAAAGUAACCCUUGGGUUUGUUUUUUUACAGUCUCCCUCAACCAAUUAUGAGCAAUGCAGACCUCAAUCGCCUGAUCAACAGUGAGGAGAUACAGUCUGUUAUCAGACCAGCUGGACCAUCAAAGAGCCGCCGGGCAACCCGCAAGAAGAAUCCACUAAAGAACAUUGGCAUCAUGAUGAAACUGAACCCGCACGCCAAGAGCGUCAAACGAGCUGAAAUGCUGACUGUGGAGAGGAGGAGAGCGGCUAAAGAGGCUGUACUGAGUAAGAAGAGAGAAGGAAAAUAAGCUACUCUGAUGCUGUGUUAAAUGGACGAAUAAAAACAGCAAUUAAUUCAGUGGAA